Pelobates fuscus (common spadefoot toad) is the source of this 481-nucleotide messenger RNA. RefSeq names its product hsc70-interacting protein-like. Gene Ontology annotation, molecular function: protein dimerization activity; Hsp70 protein binding. The transcript has 5 exons. The coding region runs from base 89 to 481 and encodes 130 amino acids. Lineage: Eukaryota; Metazoa; Chordata; Amphibia; Anura; Pelobatidae. The record is from RefSeq and is a predicted model, not a curated record.
CGCCUUCUGAGCGUGCUCUAUUCAGCUUCUAGUAAUUUCCGGUUAGCCGUUAGUGCGUUUCUGCUCUCCUCCACCGUGUGCAUUAACUAUGGAUUCACGGAAAUUAGGAGAAUUACGCGAAUUUGUUAGGCUUUGUCAGGACAACCCAAGUGUAUUACACCGUCCGGAACUCGGCUUCUUUACGGAAUGGCUGCACAGCCUGGGAGCAUCUGUUCCGUGUCCAGAGACCAACGAUUCAUAUACAGAAGCUAGUCAGGGGGAAGCCGCAAACGAAGAAACAUGCCCUCCUCAGAACAAUGAAAGUGAAGAGAGUGAACUGGAAAUUGAUAACGAAGGGGUGGUUUCUCCUGAUGACGAUGAUGAGUUUCAGCAGAUGGGAGAGGACAAUGUUGAGCUUACUGAAGAAAUGAUAGAUCAAGCUAAUGAAAAAAAAAUACAAGCAAUUGCAGCUUUAGUAGCUGGUAAGUUCUCUACAUUGUGA